AUGUAUUUAUGUAUUCUUCCUGAUAAAGUUACAACAGUCGUGCAAGGAGGCAGUCUACUGGAAGCAGGUUUGGCUGACGGUUCCAGCACAACAUUACCGUCAAAUGCUUUCAGCGAGCUAAGAAAACAAUCUCUUCUUUUGAUGAAGGAGCCGCUGUCGACGCUGCGCAAAAACGUUACGGAGAAAAUUACAGAGAAAUGUCAUGUUGCCCUGAACGAUUAUGAAUUGAAGACCAAUGAUGAAAGAGAGAUUGAACAUGGGGAUUUUCUACGAUCUGGAUCUGAAUUUCUGCGGAUACAUGUGCAUUUCGGCAGUCAGUUUCUGUGUGAAAGACGCUGCAAGAAAAGGAAUUCUUGUGGAAUCCAUAAAUGUAAGAACAAUACUGUCAUUGCGGGCGCAUUACGCGACCACCUCCAAUACCUUGUGGAACCGCAUACUGUCGAGCAGAUGGAUAAACUGAACAACUGGGCAUCAGAGAUGAAUCUGCUGUUGCCGUGUAGUACGACAUUCUACAAAAAUUUCAAAAGAAUAAUACCAUCGAUCGAAACGGUUUAUGACAAACAUGAAGCACAAACUAUCGUGUGUAUCAAGAACGCUUAUGAGAAUGAAGUCCAGCCCGGAUGGAAUAUAGCCAUUGACGGGGCUUACGACAGCAGAGGCCACAGUGCGGACUUCUGCAAAGUCCUCGCCAUUGAUCUGAAAACUGGACUAUGCGUGCAUACUGAAGUUGUGCAUCGGUCAGCAACAGGUGGUAAGAGUGGACGCAUAGAGAAAGCCGGCUUCCACCGCAUACUGCGAUGGUUUAGAUCAAUGAAUAUUCCAAUUCACUCGAUCUCGAGCGAUCGCAGUUACGCGUUCAAGACAGAGAUUGAGUCUUACAAUGCUGAAUAUGGAGAUCAGAAAGACAUCGCACUGGCUAGUCCCUAUGGUGGGACUAGCCAGUGCGAGUCCAAAAACUCGCUGGACCGUAUCUAUGGUCCAAAAGAAGUCUACCUGCCAUCAUCCACAUACUCUCUCUAUGCGAAAUUGUCGUCACUGCACAAAAACGCCUUACGAAUAGCAGAAUUGGAUGGGGAAAGAAUAGUAAAACGAGUGACCGUAGUCCACCGAAAAUUCAGUGAAAGGGAGAGUCACAUCGAACGCAAGACGCCUAUUGAACAUAUCUGGCGUAAGGAAAUCUGGAUAGAUUUCCUAUCACACUAUAACGAACGAACAACUAAUGAAGAGGAGAUGGAGUACGAAGAACUUGUGACAUAA
Molecule: messenger RNA, 1257 nt
Organism: Cylicocyclus nassatus
Lineage: Eukaryota; Metazoa; Nematoda; Chromadorea; Rhabditida; Strongylidae
Source: the annotation of a GenBank genome assembly